Messenger RNA from Lathyrus oleraceus (garden pea), 737 nucleotides. Its product is annotated as protein PLASTID REDOX INSENSITIVE 2, chloroplastic. Bases 79 to 633 code for a protein of 184 amino acids. Gene Ontology annotation, biological process: regulation of gene expression. NCBI's taxonomy places the organism in Eukaryota, Viridiplantae, Streptophyta, Magnoliopsida, Fabales, Fabaceae. The transcript is spliced from 2 exons. The record is from RefSeq and is a predicted model, not a curated record.
ACCUAAUUUAUUUACCUCAACAACCAAAAUAAUACUACAGAGAAGAUUAUCUAAAUCAACCCAGUCUCUGCAUCACCAAUGCUGCUACUCAAUUCCUCUCUCUCAUAUGCAUGUUCUUCGUUCCCAACACCAGUUACUCUCUCUCCAUCAAAACCACUAACCUCUAAACCCCUAACUACUAAACCCCUUAUCCUGCGCACACCCUGCCUUAUCCCGCGCCAUUAUUUCCAAUGCUCACUCCCUUCUUCUUCCCUCUUAGCCAGAACCACAUUCACACGCGUCGGACACUCACUCACACAGCAGCACGUGUACCCUGACCCAAUCCCUGAAUUCGCUGAAUACGAGACACGCAAAUUUAAAGUUGAGCUCUUGCAGAAGCUUUCCGAGGAUGUAGACGAGUUCGGUGAUGAACUUGAUGCGGUUGUUGAAGUUUGUGCUCAGAUAUUUAGCAAAUUUUUGCACAAGGAGUAUGGAGGUCCUGGGACAUUGUUGGUGACGCCAUUCACGGAUAUGUUGGUGGCUUUAAAGAAGAAGAAACUACCAGGAGCACCUCAGGCUGCUAGAGCAUCACUAUUAUGGGCACAAAAUUAUGUUGAUGAAGAUUGGAAAGUUUGGAACUCAAAACUAGAUUGAAUCGUAUUUUCACAUUUUUCUCUCUUUUUUACAAUGUAAAUAUUUAUCAUUUGCUUGUAGCAUUUUGUAUACUUCAACUGUAACAAUAAAAAGAACUUCUAGUA